Cryptotermes secundus is the source of this 1035-nucleotide messenger RNA. RefSeq lists its product as uncharacterized. The transcript is spliced from 2 exons. The record is from RefSeq and is a predicted model, not a curated record. Lineage: Eukaryota; Metazoa; Arthropoda; Insecta; Blattodea; Kalotermitidae. Bases 15 to 353 code for a protein of 112 amino acids.
UGCCUCAAUCAACUAUGCAACCACAUGCCCUGGUUUUUCAAAACUGUUGGAGAAGCCUGCAGAUGGUGUACCCAGAGCGCUUGCAACUGGACAGUCUCAUCAAAAUAAAUAGACAGCCGCCUGCUGGGUCCUGGUGCAAUGAAUCCCAGCUCUGUGACUUGCAAGAAACAAGGCAACAGCGGCGGCCCACAGAAAUCUCCGGCCUUCAGUCAGUUGAGACGACAAUUCUGGGCAUUCCUAUGCUUCUUUCUGUGAGGUCUCUGGAUGACCUGGAACAAGGCAAUGCUGACAGACAGUCCACCAUCAGCACCAACAUCUACAGAAGCAGUAGUGAUGAAAACAGCUGCAUGUAAGUGUGGACUUUCCAUUUCAGAACUUGUUAGUAUGAUUUUAUAGAAAUAUCCUUUGGUGUAAUUUAUGUUUAUACACACCAGAUAGGAGAACGCUUGAAGUGUCUAAUUAACUGGUUCAAAAUCUUAUACCGUCUACAGUUGCUAUGAAGAUACUACGAUAUGUAUUAGGUGUGAAGGAAAGGAGAGGCAUACAUAAAAAUCCACUUGUUCCUGGCUGAGCUUGAGUCAGAGAAAAGAAAUGACACACUCUGAAGAGAAUUCUGACUUCAGUUGCAUGUUGAUAUUCUGACAAUUUCAUUUUGGCAUUGUGCACUAUAGGAAGUUCCGUCUACGAUGAGUAGGGACCGCAUUUUAAUGCAAAUGCAUAUUUCUUUCUUACAACCAAAAAAUAUGCUCAUUUGAAUAUAUGUAUGAAUCACUUCAUUUCUUAAGUUUUAGACAUGGUUUGAUGGUGCAUAUAUGAUAAAUAUGACACAAAAUUGCCUUUCCUUGCCCAUGGGUUGCACUGUGUUGCAUAAACAAUUCAUGCAAAUUGUCAACUUGUUGACAAGUUGGUGUCUCCUGUGAAGAAGGCAUUUGUUAAAGCCCCAUAUAGAAAAGAAGCCUUUAAAGCAGUAGUACCGAAUGUUCCACUUCCACUGGAGCACGUGGCUGUGUGCAGCGAGUUAUUAUACUGAACAUU